Messenger RNA from Stegastes partitus (bicolor damselfish), 10295 nucleotides. Its product is annotated as protein SOGA1-like. The transcript has 21 exons. Gene Ontology annotation, biological process: regulation of autophagy. The record is from RefSeq and is a predicted model, not a curated record. The annotation marks the transcript as partial. NCBI's taxonomy places the organism in Eukaryota, Metazoa, Chordata, Actinopteri, Pomacentridae.
GUGGCGAAGGACGUCUCCAUCCGUCUCCACAGCCAGCUGGACAGCGUGGAGAAGAAAAGGAGUCACCUGGACCAGGAGAACGAGGAGCUGAGGGUCCGACUGCAGGACCUGGAGGUCGCCAAGCAGGUUCUGCAGCAGGAGAUCGACAAGAACUCCCAGAAGAAACGAGGAGCUCGACCCAACAACAAACCCGACAAGAAGCUCGGCCAGCAGGAGGACAGUUCGGACCUGAAGUGUCAGCUCCACUUUGCCAAAGAGGAAUCAGCGCUGAUGUGCAAGAAGCUGACCAAGCUGGUGAAGGACAGCGAGGCCAUGAAGGAGGAGCUGGCCAAGUACAGGUCGCUGUACGGGGACGUCAACGCCUCGCUCACCGUGGAGGAGGUCGCCGACUCCCCCCACACCCGGGAGGCGGAGAUCCGAGUCCACCUGAAGCUGGUGGAGGAGGAGGCCAACCUGCUGAGUCGGCGCAUCGUGGAGCUGGAGGUGGAGAACCGAGGGCUCCGAGCCGAGAUGGACGACAUGAAGGGGCCGCAAGAUGGUCCUCAGGAACUGGGCGGUGUUGGCGGCGGUCUGGGGGCGGGGCUUGGCCUGACAGGCGGAGCCAUGGUUCUUGGGGGAGGAGCCUCAUCUGAAAACGUCAUGGAGCUGCAGAGACACCUGCAGUUUGUGGAGGAGGAGGCGGAGCUGCUGAGGAGGUCUCUGAUCGAGAUGGAGGAGCAGAACAAGCUCCUGAUGAACGAGAUCAACCGCUACAAGUCCGAGCUGCCGCCGCCGGCCUCCACGCUGUCGUCCAACUCGCUGCUGGCUCUGACGGACGGGCUGCUGAACGACAGCCCGGUCCACUCCAUACAGGAAGGGGCGGUGCUCAUCAGCACCGACACGCCGGCCCCCGAGGAGGAGCUGCGACUGGCCCGGCUUCAGAUCGGGGAGCUGAGCGGGAAGGUGAAGAAGCUGCAGUACGAGAACCGAGUGCUUCUGUCCAACCUGCAGCGCUGCGACCUGGCCUCGUACCACACACCUUCAUCGUCCUCCUCCUCAUCCUCGCUCAGACUGGCUCUGGAGACGGACGCCGAGGCCGGAGACUCUGCCGAGUGCCUCCCAACCAGCCCGCCUCAUCGCAGAGAGCCAGUCGGAGGCGAGAACGACGCCCUCGAGAUGAAGGACCAGAAAAAGAAGAUCGAGGACAACGCUGACGCUUCGCUCCCCGGGCGCCUGGGGCAGAAGGACCAUGAUGCCUUGCUGGCCAUGAGGGACCAGGCUCGCUUGGUUUCCACGGCGAUACAGCUCCUGACCUCCCCCGAGUCCAACUGCCUCUCGUCCUCCCCCUCCAUCUACCACAAGGUGUGCAGCAAUGAGGCGGCGGAACCGUGCGACCUGGAGAAACCUCAGCCUCACGCCCAGAUCUCCGAGCUGUCCGACCUGUCCGACCGUCCUCUGGUCGGAGCUCUGACCAGCAGGCUCCAGGCCCUGCACACCCAGCUGCAGGCCUUCGUGGAGCGGGUGGACGGCCUGGGUAAACCCCCGGCAGGCGGGAGGGACGCUCAGGUGGAGCCUCCACCCUGCGCCUCCAUCACCUGCUCCGGAGACGGUCAGGACGACCAGAACCGGGCGGCGGAGAAGCAGCCUGAUUAUAGGGACCAAUCAGAGGCCGAGGCGAAAGACGAAACCGAGGAGAACGGCCAAUCGGAGAGCGGCGAGACGCAAAAGCAGGAAAGCGGCCAACUGGAACAGGAAGAGAAGGAGACGGAUGAUGCGGCGACCGUCCAGUCCAAUGACCUCGAGCUCAGGCUGUCCGAAGCAGCCGCUCAGGAGGAGCUGGAGAAAGACGAGGAGGCUCAGAGAGAAGCUGCUGUCAAACUCACACAGCUCCAGGAGGAGCACCACAAGGCUCUUCUCCGGCGAGACUUCCAGCUGCAGAGUUUCGGCCUGCAGGCUCGGCUCCAGCAGAAGCUGUGGAGCCAGGAGAGGACUCUGCUGGUGCAGGAGUCGCAGCACCUCAAACAGGCUCUCCUGCUGCUCAGCCUCAAGCUGCGCUGCUUCCUCAAACAGUGGAGGCUCGGCUGCAAGAAGGACACCGAGUGGAAGGACGUCCUGGAGAUGAACAGCCUGAAGGAUCUCUACCUGCUGCUGGAGGAGGAGAACCUGCCCAGUCCGACCCACCAGACUGACAAGAGGAGCUCUGCAGACGAGCAGCCGCUCAGUCCGAGAAUAAAGUCCAGCGCCGUGAGCAGCACUCUGGCCGACCUGAAGGUGGCGCUGCAGGACCUGAGCGGGGAGCUGCGACAGGAGAGGCAAGGCUCCCAGGAACUCACGCAGCAGUUCGCAAAGGCCAAGGCAUCAUGGGAGGUGGAGAGGACGGAACUGAAGAGCCUCAUCACACAGCUGGAGACCAAAGCGGGAAAAGCAGCAGCUUCUCUGUCCUCUGCUGAUGCACUGGAGCCUCCCGACCUGAAGGUGGCGCUAAAGAGGGAGCGUGAGGAACACCAGCACCUCCUGGCCGAGUCCUACGCCGCCGUGAUGGAUCUGACCAAACAGCUUCAGAUCGGGGAGAGAAACUGGGGCAGAGAGAAGCUGGAGCUGCUGGAGAGGUUCAGCCAGGAGAGAGCUCAGUGGGAGCAGAGGCUGAGGGAGGCCACCGCUCAGCAGGCCAAGUCGAAGCCAUCGGGUGGCGAAUCCUCCGCGGACGCCGGCCUCGCGAAUGGAACAGGAUCGCCAAGGAUCAAACCCACACUGGAGGGUCCGGAGGUGAAUGGAGCAGCCCAUCAGGAGGAGAAAACCCAGUUUGCAGUCCCGCCUCUGUUUAUCCGCCCAGAGCAGGGCCACAUCACCAGGAAGAACUGGACCGACCUGACCGAUGAGACCCCAGAAAUUGCAGAUACGUGUAAAACCUGGGACGGGCCCAGCGGGUCCUGCAGCAGCGCGGCAGAAUCUCAGAAUCUGGAGUCCGUGCAGAGGAGCUACACCGCUCCGGACCGAACCGGCAUCCGGAUCUACUACAGCCCUCCUGCUGUGCGGCGCAUGGAACCCCGCAGGAGGAACCAGGAGGCCAAAGAGUCCCAGCACACCCAGAACGGCAGCUCCUCCCUGGGGAUGAACGGUUCCAGUGCAGCCGUGGCUUCUGUAGGAUCUCUGGACGUUCAGCCUCCGUCCUGCUUUUCUUCUUCCUACGAGCAGUGGCUGAGCUCUCUGUCCAAGCAGCACCUGGAGCUUCUGGAGAGCAGAACCGGCUGCGUCGCCACCUCCAUGCCGAGCAUCAUCAACAACGGCGUCGGCGGCUCGGCCAGCAGCCUGGUCGAUGGGAUGUCGUCCUCGUCCGCCUUCCACGGCCUGGAGAUCGGAGAGAUUUCAGCCAAUCUGAGCGACGACAUGAAGGAGAUGACCAACUGUGUCCGCCAGGCCAUUCGCUCUUCAUCUCUGGAGAGGAAGUCCGGCAAGGAACCAGGGAGUCAAGCCGUCGGCGUCUCCACCAGAUCCACGCAGACUGCAGCUCAGUACGUCAGCGUGGGCCUUCAGACGGAGAACCUUCCGGGCAGCAGGGGCUCGGGGUUGCACUCCAAAUCCUGGUCGCCUCGUCCUUCGUCGACCACCUCCUCGUUGGCUUCGGCCCGAACUCGGCAAAUAUCAACGUCACUGGAUAAAGUUCACAGUCGCAUCGAGAGGCCGUGCUGCUCGCCCAAGUACGGAUCACCAAAACUGCAGCGCAGAGUCUCCUCUGGCUCUACCUCCAGACUGGAUGGGAGCUCCUCCUCCAGGGACCGCAGCCUGUGGAGCCUCCAGCAGAGGCCCAUGAGCGGAGGAGGAGGUUCGGCCUGGGCUCGAUCCACCACCACCAGGGACAGCCCGGUCCUGAGCGGCCUCACCGACGGCCUCUCCAGCCUCUUCAGCGUCGUGGAGCACUCUGGGAGCACAGAGUCGCUGUGGAGGGGAGACGCAGGAACCAGCCAGACCGCCAGUCCGGCUCGUCAGCCUCCUGCUGCAGGAAAACCUUCAGUGGCGACGGUCUGCUCAUCCGACUCCAGCUCUCAACGCUAUGGAGGUCUGGUCCAGGAGUUCUUCAGGAACGUCUGCAGCAGCCGUGGCCCGGGAGGAGUCGCCCUGCCUGGGGAGAAAGCGCAGAGGGACUCCCUCGGCAGUUUGGGCGUCUUCAGCGGCGUGGAUGAGCCCAAGCCGGAGUGCGUGUCGGUCGGAGGACUCGGCGCGCUGGCCGGGUUGGGCGGAAGCAACGACAACGUGACCAGGAUUGUUAACAAAAGGUUUAUGAGGCAGACGGCUGGAGAGGAGAUGGUCAGCAUCAUGGGAGGAGGGAAGGAGACGACGAGCAGCGCCGCCGCUGCAGGAUCUGGGGUGGAGGAUGCACCUUGUGACUGCACCGCUCAGUCCGCCUGCUUCGCCCGACCAUCCAGAGCAACAACUCGCCACUGCAAGCAUCGUCCACAAGAGUCUCCGGCGGCGGCGGCAGCGGCGGCGGCAGCAGAGGAGAAGGUGGACGCCUGCAACGAGUGACCACACUUCUACUGCCACAGACACACAGACACAAAGCAAUACUGAUUAUCCACAAACACCACUGCCAUGAAAACACACACACACACACCAAAUAAACAUGCACACCGACAACCUGCCACACAGGCACACUGCCAAAUACCACACACACACACACACACACACAGCUGAUGGCACACCACAAACCCACUGCCACAUGCACACAUUCAUUAAACACACAAACCAGGCAAUAUUACACUUGUCUUGGACCGUACCACUCUGAUGCCAAGGACAGGGGGGGACUCACAACCCGGAUUCAAACGUCACAAAACUACCAGCAGGAGAGGAAAACACACACACGUUCUUACACGCUCAACUAAACGAGAAUAACUUUAAACUGCAGAAAGUCUAACAAGUAAAGAUGUCAGGACUGGAUCGACUCAUAAACCCCCUCCAACUUACACAAUAACCGGUACUACAGCUUCAGGAUGGGAACUCUAACUUGCCACCACGCUGUUGGAAAAGCAGCCAUGUUGGAUUUACAGAUAAGGAAGUGCGUUAAACGUGUGCGUGUUGCUAUAAAACUACAAACUACAGAGGAGACAUCCGGGACAGCUGGAACGACCUUCAACGUCUUGUUGGCGACUCCACCAGAAUCCAAGACCGUAACCUGACCGAUGAUCUCUUUGUCAUCGACACACAUGCCGCGCUGGGAAAUUACGCCGCUUCGAUUAAUUUAGCACAAUCACAUUCCAGCGACUGUUCUCCGACGUGGAUCCUGAGAAGCUCGAUUACGCAACUCGUUCAGUCGUGGACUAGUUUACAUCGUCUUUUAUUGGCUCGCAAAAGGAACAACUCAAGGACUGAUGGAUGUUUGGACUUCACAGCUCGACAGAUGAGACCAUAAAAACUGAUCUCUUGUUAUUUAUUAGCAAACCAACGAAAAGCUGUUGAGGUUUGUCUAGACGUAACGGUCCACUGUGUUCCCAGAAGGACUCUGAUCACAAACACUGGGACAUGUUUUUUUGUGGCAUUGUAGCCAUGACCUUGUAGAUGUAAGAAAAACCUCCUUUAAAGAAGUUAACCUGCGGAGUCUGAUCGGGAAAUUUAGGUUUGAAUCCAACAGGUGGAAAGUGCCUGUUUCAUAGUUUUUGAGAUGUUCAUCUUUAAACUGUCUGAGUGAUGAUUUGAUGAAGACGUGAGGUGGCUUUUCCACUGCAGGAACAUUAGGUGGUGUUUACAGGAAUGGACCAUUUUGGCCUUUCUGUUUUCCGCUCUGGUGCAGAAUCCAAUUGUUUUGACCACAACGUUAACUUCAGCUGCACCAGAACUAUGAGAAAUAGUAGCGACUGGACACAACUCCAACACAAAGGUCUGUGUGAUUAACCUGUAUGCCAAAUUUUGUUGAUGGACGUCGAGAGCGUAGAAAAAUGGUGCUUGUAGUUCUCUCCAACUUUAACCAAUCACUGUUAUCUUCUCCAAAUUUAACCAAUUAGCAUCCAGGCCUCCUCAGAAGCACCCAACAGCCUGAAACAGAUUCUAGCUUUUGCAGCCAGAACACAAAAGAAGCUCCUGCAGCAGAAAACGCCCGUCCUGAAAUACUGGUUCCACUGACUGCAAUCGAUCAGAAAUGUCUGAUUGCACCUUAAAGCCCCUCUACAGAGAUCAUGUGGCAUUGGAUAGCGAUGCACUAGGAACCUUUUUUUUAUUCUUAUACCAGUUUCUAAGGGUUCCACAGCCACUAGUUUGGGAUGAUGUGAGAAAACAGACACAGCAAAUUCAUUCCAUUUUCCUUCAUUUUCGUAUCACAUGUGGCUUUUGGACUCUGAUUCAGUUGAAAUGUCAUUGAUUGAAAUCCUGACUGGUGCAUCUUUUCACUUGAUAUGAACAGUAGACUGAAGAGUCAGUAAUAAAAGAGAAGCUGUAGCCGAGCUGCAGAAAUUAGUCCCAUCGACCAAAAGCUCUACUAGUCGUUGCAUUCCUUCUGACGAGAGAAGAGAUUCAGAGGUUGAGUCUUUGCCAGAUGUGUGUUUGGUUUGUACAUUUGAUUGUUUCACUUGUCAGCUUUCUGGUGUGUCGAUGCAUCAUUUCCUGGGAGAGUUUCAACUUUGUUUCUCGCUCACGUCUUUCCUUUGUUUGACACCGACGACAUUUCUACUGUGUGAUCCCUAUUUUGAAGAUGUAGCAUCACAAAUGUUUCUGAGCUACGAGCUGCUGAAGCACUGAAGGUUUUUACUUAUUUGAAGAAAUGAGAAUUUUUGGUUUACUUAAUCUGACUUUUUUUUUUUUAAACUUUAGUAACUUCCUAAAUUAAAAAAAGUUUUUUCUUUUAACUAAAUGUCAGUUUUCAAUGAUGUAAAAUGUGUGAUAGGGAAAUAUCUGGUACAGAAGUAAAACAAAUGACACAAAGAGUCUUAUUAGAACACAUAAAAUACUGCUAAUUGAAAAAAAACAAUCAUAUUUGGAAGCGUUUUUUUGGGUUCUCCUUUCUAUAUGUUUGCCAUGUCAUUCUCUUUCUAAUCAAUCAAAGUGCCUGUUAGUUUGCCUAUUAGUCAGCUCACACCAAAACUGGACUCCAUGUAAAACACACAUAAACCCAGCAGGCCUUUUUUUUAAUAAUUAAGGUUGUUUUUAUGCACAUAAUUACAAUCAGGCAGUCCUGAAGCUACGAUAACGUACUGUCGAGGAGGGACAACAUGGUAAACAGCUACAGGAGGAUAUAGUAUAUAAACGCUUCAAUUUUUUAUAUCGAGGGUUAUAUUGUAUUUCUGGAAAUUAAAUUAUUUUUGUUUAGUUUGGUUUAUUUUAUAUGGAUGUUUUUUUUUGUUAGCCUGUUUCUAUUCUUUCUAUUUAGUUGUCAUGGUGCUACUUUCGUGCAAAGCCUGCUGUGGGUUUUCUACCCCUUUAACCAGGCGUCUGUCCGUCCUGAGCGGCGUUCCUCCGUCUCCGCGCUGCAUUUAGUGAGUCAGCAGUUUAAAAUAGGGCAUUACGGUAACAGCGCGUGUGUUCAAAUGACACGCUGAGGAAAACCCACAGACUAAAUCGCUGCUGUCUGUCUCCACUCCGGCCCAAAACCGACUGCGUGAAACCAGCUUCGGAAGCGUCCGGCCUGAUUUUCGCUGGCUGGCUGAUUUUUUUUGCACCACAACAGGUAGUUUUUUUUUUUUUAUUCCUGGAGAUCUGCUUAGUUACACCACAGAAACCCAAUAACCUCAUGGUCGCAAGUUUCACUCCAUUUCUGUCCACGUUCACUAACAUUUCUAUCAUUUGAAGUUUUGCAGUUGCGUCUACGAACCACAUCUGGAGAAUUAACUGGAUCCAAUAGGAAUUAAAGAGGAAUAAAACACGGGGGGAAACGGCUACAUGAACGUUCAUCCUGAGCUUAAGACUCAGUUUAACUAAAUGAAGAGUUUGCUUUCUAACAACAGGUUCACUCGGUGCCCUGUAUGUCUAAACUCAUUGUUUCCUCCUCACAGAAAUAAAACAUUUUCAUGCAAUACUCCUCUGAAAAUGCAGGUUUUAACAUCUUAGCAUCUCUCUGUAGGUUUUCUCUGUUGUCUGCUUAGAUUUGCAGCAAUUUCACAGAAGAAAAAAAACAGUUUUAACAGUCGAAAGAAGCUCCUGCAGUAGAUUACAAUCCUUUGCUGCCUCUCCAUGUUUCCAGCAGGUAUAGAUUUGCCCAAAUGUGGCUCCUUAAGUUUUUUACAGCAAAGAGAAACGGUAAAAUAAAUGUUUUUUUUUCCUGGGGGCUCUAUUAUAGCUGCAGAAGUCAUUGUCAGAAAUCACUGUGCAGUGAAAAGAGCCCGAGAAGCUGCAGACAGUGAAACACUGGGAGGCUGAAGUCAUGUCUGCAGCGACCACAGUCCAAUAAUGACUCCCACAGUCUCCCCCGUUACGUACCAGGAUAAAUACCCUGAAGCCACAAAGAAACCUUUAUCAUACACUAAUAUUUGGUUUGGCACCGAUUCUGCUGUUCAGAUAAACUGCAGAGCUGGAAAAAUCUGUCACAACAAGCCAUUAAUCUUAAUUCACCAAUUUUGUUUUAAAACUGGAACAUUUCUUAAUAAAAUCAAGGCACAGACUUGAAAGAAAUCAACUAUCUGAACAACAGAAGCCCCAUUUUUGCAAAGAUUCGGUUAAAAUAUUCACAGUUCUGUGGCAAAAUGAAUUAAACGCUGAGACGUUGCCGCGGUUUUUAACCAAGUUCCUGCUGACGUGCAAGAAAACACAAAGGUUUACCCGAUUCUGUUCUACCUCUUACACUUUUUAAUACACUCCGAGAGCUGGCAUCCGAUAACACAGAACACUGUUGAUGUAUCUCUGACAUCAUGACGCCUCUUCACCGUUUAGUCUCACUGUUCACGAGAAGGUCACUUUAGUGCCUUUUUCUCUACAAAGAUGUCUCGGUUUGAUCAAGACUUUUAUUUUUCUGCAAAUAUUCGGCUCCGACUCAGUACUUACAUGCAAAAUUCCAGAUUGAAAGCAUCUGGAAUUCAGAUUAAACGUCUUACUUUGUCAUCUUGUGGCCGAUCUGGGGUCGCUCCGCUACAAAGAUUGCAAGCCAGUACGGGAUGUCAGUGUCAAGGCCGAGCUUACAGCUUUAGAUGUUAGUGUUUUUCUGACCAGACCUCCAAAUGGAUUCAAAUUUGGACCAAUUUUACAUUUUGGCUAGGUGUUUUUUAUGCUAAUUCAAGCAGUUGCCUGUAUUUUUUGACGAUAUGGUGAAGAUUCUAGCACAUGGAACAAAAAUACAGGACAGGGCGUCACUGAUUUUUCAUUGAAUUGCACACGCGAAGCAGCUGCUGUGUGUUUCUUUAAGGUAACACUGACUUUAUCGUCUUGUUUUUGGCGAUGCAUUUGAUUUUUACGACAACAAACACAGGAUGUGGCACUUCAGAGCUGGAAAUUACAUCUCACAUCUGCUGUCAUUUACUGCAACAUGGACAUAUUUUCUAUGUUCUAUUUUCUAAAAAAGAAAACAAACAAACAAAAAAAAAGAUUUCUCUCUAGGAUGUCACUGGUCAGUCGUCUCCGCCUCUCCAGCCUUUCCACCUGCCCGCCAGGUGUCACGUUAGCUCCUCCCCCUCAGGUUACAAAUAUACGAGGCAUUUCAGCCGAUAACAGAACCGUUUGUUCACCAGCCGAUGACAGAUCUUACAGGUUGCGUCGCACAAAACCACGAGUCUUACUGUUCCCUGUGUGUCUGCAAACCUGUCGAAGCAACAUGUCUACUUUUUUUUGUAUCCAUACCAUUCAUAUGAUUAUUACAUGCUGGGGAAAAAAAACAAAUGUACAUGAAUUCUUAGCUGUCCAUAACAUUAGCCAAACUAGAGACUGCCUGUAUAUUCGCUUUAUAACCUACUCUUGUCUUUUUUUUAAUAACGGCUUGAUUCUCGAAUAAAAGGAGAAUGCAAUGAAAGCAAAACAAAGUGAGUACAUGGUAAAGAAAUGUGUCCCCCUCGUAUUGUAAAAGAAAAGCAAAAGGUUUGUACUCUCUGUCCUUUUUGUUUAUUUGAGAAAAGCUGAAUGUCAACAGCGGCUCUGAACCAGGUCGCUGUGGAAGUAUGUAGCUCUCUCCCUUUAUACGCCACACUUGAGCAUUUCUUCUGUACAUAGGUGCAUUUUGAAGCUGAUGGAAAAACAAACAAACGACCGCAAACGAAGUCAGAUGAGGAAAAUUUGAUCCAAGUGGAUUUUUAAAAAGGGGGUUCGGGGUUUUUCUUUUUUUUCCGAGCAAUGUAGCUUGUAAACCAAGAUAUUAUAACUGCCUCCUGUUUGUCAUAGAAUUCACAAAUAAAUGUUUGAUGGACUUUAAA